Haliaeetus leucocephalus (bald eagle) is the source of this 2091-nucleotide messenger RNA. It is a transcript of the gene PGGHG, whose product is annotated as ATH1, acid trehalase-like 1 (yeast). The transcript has 13 exons. Bases 4 to 2091 code for a protein of 695 amino acids. The record is from RefSeq and is a predicted model, not a curated record. Gene Ontology annotation, biological process: carbohydrate metabolic process. Gene Ontology annotation, molecular function: catalytic activity. NCBI's taxonomy places the organism in Eukaryota, Metazoa, Chordata, Aves, Accipitriformes, Accipitridae.
UUGAUGAAAAUGGCUGAUGGCAAAGAGGACCCCGCCGUGUUCACCUCCACUUCUCUGCCCUCAGACCCACGGCUGCUGGCUACGGUGACUAAUGCUUACCUGGGCACCCGUGUAUACCGGGACAUCCUCCACAUCAACGGUGUGUACAAUGGGGCGGUGGGAGACACGCACCGUGCCGACAUCCCCAGCCCUGUUAAUGUUAGGAUGAUGGUGCCUGGUGCGGACAGCCUGGCUGAGACCUUCACCUUGAACACCUGGACAGGAACCUUCAGCCAUGUGCUUCAGGCAACAGAUUAUGGAGCCACCCAUCAGAUCUAUGCUCACCAUUCCCUUGUCCACUUGAUGGCCUUCAGCAUCACCAUCUGGCGAUCAGCUCACACCACCCAACCCAUCACGGUCCAGCUCCAGACUCCUUUUGUGCCAAAGAGCCAGGACUUGGACCUGAACCAAGGACCAGAUUUCCAAGGAGCACAAUACAUCUACGGGAAGACGCUGGUUCCUGAGGUGGAGGGGGGACCCCGUCCCACAGUUCACAUGCUCUGGACUCCUGUGCCGCAAACCUUGACGUUGCAUGGGGAGGAGCGGGAGCGAUCCUGGGAGUUCCUGAUUGCCGUGGCUGAGAGCGAAGAGGAGGCAAAGAGGAGCUACAGUGAAGGGCUGGCCCUCAUCGCUGCUGGCUCCCUGCACUCCUCCCACAUCCAUGCGUGGGCCAUGCUGUGGCGAGGCUGCUGCAUAGACCUGGAUGGACCUCUGCCUUUGAGGCAGGCCCUCUACGGGUGUCUCUACUACCUGCUGAGUGCCAUCCCACCCCAGGGAAACCCAGGCUUCCUCUUCCAUGGCAUCAGCCCUGGUGGCUUGUCCAAUGGCACUCAGGGCGAGGACUACUGGGGGCACGUCUUCUGGGACCAGGACACCUGGAUGUUCCCAAACAUUCUGCUGUUUUAUCCUGAAGCUGCCAGAGCCAUCCUGGAGUACCGGAUUCGCACACUGGAAGGGGCCUUACGCAAUGCACAGGAGCAAGGCUACAAGGGUGCUAAGUUCCCAUGGGAGAGCGCAGCCACCGGCCGGGAAGUCUGCCCUGAAGAGAUCUAUGGAGCCCAAGAAAUCCAUGUCACUGGGGAUGUUUUGAUGGCCUUUGAGCAGUAUUAUUGCACCACGCAGGACCAGAAGCUAUUCAGGGAGGAUGGAGGCUGGAAGCUGGUGGAUGCUGUGGCUCAGUACUGGUGCAGCAGGAUGGUAUGGAGCGAGGAGGAACAAUGCUACCACAUCAAAGGUGUCAUGCCCCCAGAUGAGUAUCAUUACCGGGUUGAUAACUCUGUUUACACCAACGCCGUGGCCCAGCGGAGCUUAAAUUUUGCAGCUGAUAUUGCUCGGGACUUCUUGAUCCCUGUGCCAGAGGAGUGGGUGGACUGUGCCAAGAAAAUCAAAGUGCCCUUUGAUGCAGAGAAGAAAUAUCAUCCUGAGUACGAUGGUUACAGCCCAGGUGAACCUGUGAAACAAGCUGAUGUUGUCUUGCUUGGAUUCCCACUGAUGUACCCCAUGAGCUCUGAAGUCCGGAGAAAUGACCUGGAGAUGUAUGAGCCCAUCACUGAGCUGGAUGGGCCAGCCAUGACCUGGAGCAUGUUUGCAGUGGGCUGGCUGGAGCUAAAGGAGGUGCAGAGAGCCCAGAGCCAACUGAACAAGUGUUUCAGCAACAUCACAGAGCCCUUCAAGAUCUGGGUGGAGAACUCAGAUGGGUCAGGAGCUGUGAACUUCUUGACCGGGAUGGGUGGAUUCUUGCAAGCUGUCCUCUUUGGCUACACAGGGUUCAGGAUCACAAGGUCCAGCCUCUGCUUCAACCCUGCCCUUCCCAAUGACAUCAACAAGUUGAACAUCACCGGUGUCUCCUACUUUGGCAACAAACUGAAGUUCACCAUCGCCAAAGAAGAGAUCAGGAUCAAAGUGAUCGAGUCUCACCAGGACCCUCUGGCACCUCCCUUGGAAGCUGUGCUGGAGGAGUCGGGGCAGCGGUUUCCCCUGCGUGAAGGGCAGAGCAUCUCUAUCCCCAUGGCGGCCGGCUGGAUUCAGAAGUCAUCCACUGAGAUAUUUUAA